Messenger RNA from Aspergillus oryzae RIB40, 1521 nucleotides. RefSeq names its product cytochrome P450. The transcript has 4 exons. NCBI's taxonomy places the organism in Eukaryota, Fungi, Ascomycota, Eurotiomycetes, Eurotiales, Aspergillaceae. Bases 1 to 1521 code for a protein of 506 amino acids. The record is from RefSeq and is a predicted model, not a curated record. Gene Ontology annotation, molecular function: iron ion binding; heme binding; oxidoreductase activity, acting on paired donors, with incorporation or reduction of molecular oxygen, reduced flavin or flavoprotein as one donor, and incorporation of one atom of oxygen.
AUGGCUGUUUCCCUGAGUUUUCUUACAUAUCUCUUUCUGAUAGUUGCGGGCGUAUAUCUUGCCCGCAAAAUAAGUAGAGCCGUUCAAAUACGACAGUUCAAAAAACGACACGGUUGCUUGCCUCCGCCAAGAGAUCACCAUAAAGAUCCCGUGCUGGGCUUAGAUGAAGUGCGAUCUAUGCUUCGGGUGUUUCGUGAGGACUACCUGAUGGAAUACACGCUAGAAAAAUAUCGACGUCAUGGGAACACCUUCGCGACCUCAGUUCUGGGUGACGAUGAUAUAUUCACCGCUGAACCGGAGAACAUCAAAACCAUCCUGGCGGUGAAGUUUAAACAGUUCGACCUGGGAGAAACAAGACGGAGAACAUUCCAUCCGCUCUUAGGCGAUGGCAUCUUCGCAGCCGAUGGCCCACAAUGGGAACAUUCUCGGACUCUGUUGAGACCGAGUUUUACUCGGACACAGAUCGCGGCGACCGAUCUGCAUGAGAGACACAUCCAAAGGCUGAUCAGCCGGAUUCCUCGAGAUGGUUCGACGGUGGACCUUCAAGAGCUCUUUUUCAAUCUGACACUCGAUACGGCGACUGAGUUUCUAUUCGGAGAGUCUGUUGAGUCUUUGCGCCUUGGAUCUUCCGCUGGGUCAUCCAGUUUUGCCCAUCACUUCAAUGUCGCUCAGGAUGAAAUAGCGUUUAGUAUGGUUAUCGCACCAUUCGAUCAACUGAUUUUCAGACCCAGGUUCAGAGAGUCUGUCAGAGAAGCGAGAGGAUAUGUCGGCAACUUUGUGAAAAAGGCUAUUGAAUACCGACACUCCCUCGACGCUGAGAAACAUGCGGGUGAUACAACCGACUCACAGUCGCGAUAUGUAUUUCUCGAAGAGCUCGCCAAGGAAACAGACAAUCCAAGCGAUAUCACCGAUCAAAUCUUAAAUAUCCUACUUGCGGGGCGAGACACGACCGCCAGUCUCCUGAGCAUGGUAUUCUACAACCUCGCACGGCGUCCAGAUAUCUGGGAUCUCCUCCGAAGCGAGGUUGCAACACUCGACGGGAAAUGCCCGUCCUUCGAGGAGCUGAAACAGUUGAAAUACCUAUCCUGGGUGAUCAACGAGACUCUGCGCCUAUACCCCGUGGUCCCAUCCAACAGCCGCACAGCAAACGAAGACACCUUCCUCCCCGUCGGCGGCGGACCAGACGGGAAGUCACCCGUGUUCGUCGCCAAGGGCCAAAGAGUCGCCUACGACGUGUACGUGAUGCAUCGACGCCACGAUAUAUUCGGUCCCGACGCGGAAGAGUUUCGUCCGGAACGAUGGGAGACCAUACGACCCGGUUGGGGUUAUCUACCAUUUAACGGGGGCCCUCGCAUUUGCCUCGGACAGCAAUUUGCCUUGACUGAGGCGUCUUACACGACCGUACGAAUCGUGCAGUCGUUCAAGGAGAUCACUAGUCGGGACCCGGAGCCGUAUCGGGAACGUCUCGCCCUUACAUUGGCGAGUAGACAUGGAACGAAGGUGGCGAUGGUGCCUGCUUAG